This is a messenger RNA of Anisakis simplex (herring worm), 1023 nucleotides long. The record is from the annotation of a GenBank genome assembly. Lineage: Eukaryota; Metazoa; Nematoda; Chromadorea; Rhabditida; Anisakidae.
AUGACGAUGGAUAUGAAAAAGUGGACGUUGCAACAAGUAACGAAUUGUGCGGCCAUCGUAUGCGCCGUCUUAAUUCUGUCAAGCUGGCUGCUAGCAACUAAGUUAUUGCUGGAGCUGAAUGAAUUUCACGAUGAGGUGUUGAUCGAAAUGAAAACAUUCAAGGUGGUCACAGAUCAAAGUUGGGAUGGAAUAGUGGAGAUUGAACGAAAGAUUCUAUGGAUGGAUGCAGCAGAAAAUGAGGAAACUGUUUUCAGAUCAAAACGUUUCAGUAGAAUGUAUGCACGACAACAGCCAGAAUGCAAUUGUGCAUUCAGGUCGCGAAAAUGCGCUCGAGGUCCGGCAGGCCCUCAGGGAGAGCCUGGUUUAGACGGAGAAUUAGGGGAACCAGGCCGCAACGGUCGAUCAGGUAUACCUAGCUUGCGCCGUAAAAUUGAUCGUCCAAAACCGGUCAGCACUUGCAUUCAAUGUCCUGCGGGUCUUCCGGGUCCGCUAGGACAAGCUGGUGCCAUCGGUUCACGGGGUGUUCCCGGUAAGCAAGGUCUUUGCUUCUCCGAGCAAUAUCAAGGCCUAUCGGGUGCACAAGGUGAUCCUGGUCCACCAGGUGAAAUCGGGGAAAUGGGACCAGUCGGUGUCGCAGGCGGAAACUUCUUCAAAAUUUCAAUCGUUCCCGGUCGGAAAGGAUCACCAGGCCCUCAAGGACGUCCCGGGGAAGCUGGACCGCCCGGCGAAGAUAAUGAUAAUGCGAUUAGCGAAGCUGGUACGGUAGGUCCAAUGGGACCACCCGGCGAACCUGGUCAGCCUGGCUUAGAUGGGCCACUUGGCCAGGCCGGCGAUUCGGGACUACCGGGUUCGGACGCUCAGUACUGUGGUUGCCCAUCUCGGUCAGUGUUCUUGCCUUUCUAUAAGACAUCUGCCGCAGUGUUCAUGCCAUCCAGCGCAUUUCGUGGAUUAUCAGAAGCGGAGUCCGAAUCGGAUACUUUUUCUGGUUCUGGAUUUGAAGUUUCACUCGAUGAAUCAUACUGA